AUGCCACCUUUUCUUGAGGAGUGGGCUGGCGAGCUCGCCGAAGGCCCCUCGUAUAUCAACUUGAGCCCUCGAAAAGUGUCACCAAGCCAGCUCAAGGAAAGCUUACUGACUCGUCCGUCGAGUCAGCCGCUACAGUCUUCUCCCCGAGUGCCUACCGAUACUCGACAUGCGUCUGAUCGAGACUCGAUUGACGUCUUUGGCUGGAGAAGUCCACCUGCGCUCGCUGGGGACUUGAGCACACCCUUAUCCGAAUCUGACACCGAAAGCCAGAGCGAUAAAGAGGAGCUGCCAAAUGAGACAUUCAUAAAUCAGGAUUCACUGGUGUCCGUGGACCUGCCGCCAAGCACAUUGUCGAUACCGAGUUCUACGUACAAGAUCUACGACCCUGAAACUGAGCAAUGCAGGAAAGCACACGUUCCGACCACAGAGGGAAAUGCCUUUUAUAUACUUGAAAAGCAGGCACGUCUCAAUGCCAAGCACGGCGGAAAGGUAGAGGAGGAGGAUGAGGGCGAGAUUUUUCUGGACGACUUUGCCUUUUAUACCUUGGCACAUGCACAUAAAUUCGAACUUUGUGGCUUGCAAGAUCUGUUCAGGAUUGGGAAUACCACGCUCUACUUCAAUGGCUGGCUUACCCACGGAAACUCCAAGUACUACCUGGAAUCUGUACCUUUCGGGCGGUGCUCCAUAGGUAACUACGGUUUGGACUCUCCGAGCAUCGACGGUGCUGUGUGGAUACAGUCAAAAAUGCAAGGUCGCAAAAAACCUGGGGUUUGGUACAAACUACGGAAGCCAAGCUUCGAAUAUGUACGACUGUAUAACCCUUUUCUUUGGCUGGCUGACCUGGCCAAACACGUUGUCAACUUUAUCGAAAACAAAAUAUCCAGAAAUGUGAAGCCAGAAGAGAUCGGGAUUCACAGCUUUCGCAGCGAGUUCACAAAUUGGCUUGAUCAUACCCAUGGUCUUUCACCGGCUUUCAAGGCCUGGUUUGAUCAGCACCCAAGCCAGGAUUUCAGGUCCGACGUGGCUGUACACGCCGAAUUUUUGUGGAAGGAGGCCAACGGUGUUCUUAAAUCAAAAGUCUGCCAGAGCCUGCGUCUUUUCAAAGAAGUUUUGACGUUGGACCAAUAUCGGAAACACGAAAGUAGAGACAACAUGACGGUUGUAACGCCCUACGUCUACGAUUUGUUCCGGCACAUGGAAUCAGGGCACCUGUUAAAAAAAGUGGUUCCGACUGACGAACUUCCUGUUGUCGGGACGGCGAGCGUUCCACAUCGACAGGAGGAUCAUAAACAUGCAGCCCUAAACCGAAAAGGCCUUAUCGAUGACAUUCGGAUCGGCGAUGUUAUUUCUCGCAGGCUAGACGGCGCGGGCAGCAAAUGGAAGGGCGAUGAAAAUGCAAAGUGGUUUGGUCUUGUGCAACAAAUCGUCAAGCCUUCUCGAGGCGAAACGAGGUUUCAUAUCAAAUGGCUUUACUCACCUCGCGAUACACCGUGCAAUCGAGGCACGUACCCGUGGCCAAACGAACUCUUCCUGUCGCUUAACCACUGCAGCUGCCAUCGUGGAGGAGACGAUCCGUUUUUGGCCAGCGAAGUUCUGGCAAAGCAUUCUGUGGCAUGGCUUGGAGACGAAAAGAGUUCUGAGGAGUUCUUUGUCCGGCAGUCUUAUGAUAGCGAGGAACGGCGCUGGAUUGCUUUACAAGACUCGCAUUUGUUUUGCGACGACAACCCGCAAUCCAUCAAAUACGAGAUUGGCGAAACGAUCCUCGCAGGCGACAAACCCAGGCUGGAGCCUUAUGUUAUUAUAGGCAUUUUUGGAAAGAACAUGAUCAAUGCCAGGAAGCUUUUAAGACGUGCCGAGAUCGACCCAGUCUCCUCCGCACCACCCAACGAGCUUGUUUACACUGACGAGAUCAUUCGACUGCCCGCCAGCGAUAUUCGAGGUCCUUGCACAAUCCGUAUUUUUACCGGCAACCCUCGACUUAUUCCCACACCAUACGACAGACGAGGUACUGGAAACUGCUUUUUCAUCAGAUUCAAAAUUGAAACCGACGCGAGCUUCGCCGAAAUGACAGAGGUUCCUCCGAUGUUCAAGCAAGGGUUUCUGCCUGAGAACCAGGACAGAUGCAAACCAAAGCCUCUCCGUGGUCUGGACCUGUUUGCUGGUUGCGGCAACCUGGGUCAUGGUAUUGAGGAAAGCGGCGCAGUUGAGAUCAAAUGGGUCGUUGACAUCUGGUCACCGGCGAUACAUACGUACAUGGCCAACGUUGAUGAUACAAACGCUGUCAAGCCGUUUUUAGGAUCAGUUGAUUUGCUGCUCGAGAAGGCUCUCAAAAGGGAUGGCUUUGUCCCCUCGCGUGGGGAAGUUGAAUUUAUAUCCGGUGGUUCUCCAUGUCAAGGCUUUUCUCUUUUGACGGUCAACAAAGGUGAUGACAGACAAGUAAAGAACCGGUCACUUAUUGCAAGCUUUGCUUCUUUUGUGGACUUUUACCGCCCAAAGUAUGGGCUGUUGGAAAACGUUACGAAUAUGGUCAACGCCAACGUCAGGCCAGAUUGCGAUUACCUGUCUCAGCUCUUUUGUGCUCUUGUUGGACUAGGCUAUCAGGUACAGAUCAUACUGGGUGACGCUUGGGCGUAUGGUGCACCCCAACAACGAUCGAGGAUAUUUUUAUCUUUUGCCCGUUCUGAUCUUGAAUUACCCCAAGAGCCGACGAGAUCUCAUUCACACCCUCCAGACAUCCCAUCCAGGGCUAUCGGGCACCUGAGUAAUGGUGAACGUUUUGUCGAACGCCAAUUUUCCAGCACGGCAUUUCGCUACGUUACCAGUGGUGAGGCCAUCAACGAUCUGCCUAAGAUAGGUGAUGGAAGACAGAUCUGUAUUCCAUUUCCGGAUCACCGCCCAAAUAACGAAUCAUUGACAGCACAAGUACGAAUUGCCCAUAUCCCUGUUGCUCCCUACGGAAUCGGGUUUGUUAAAGCCUACCAAACAGGGAGGAUAACAGAGGCGGAGCGGCAAAUCUUUCCAGCACAAACGCUCAAAGCGGAGCGAACAAGAUGCGGGAGAGGCUGGUCUCGCUUGUCGCCAAAUAAACUGUUCCAGACCAUAACCACCAAUCCGAACCAUACGGAUUCGCGGACUGGAUGUCAAAUCCACCCGAGUGAGCAACGGACUUUGACCAUCAUGGAGAUCCGCCGGGCACAGGGCGUUCCGGACAAUGAUGUUCUGAUCGGCCAGUUCAGGGAGCGGUGGAAGCUCGUGGGCAACAGCGUGGCGCGGCAGGCUGCUUUGGCGCUGGGGUUGGAGCUCAGGAGGGCUUACUAUGGCACUCUUUACGACGAAGACGAGGAUGAAGACUCAGCGGCGCAGGCUGUCAUUUCCAAUGACGGAGGUUUGCAGGUACCGCUUCGCCCUGUCGUGGAUCCUGUCGUCUGGACAGAGACAGAAACAGAAACGGCGACAGGUGUAGAAUCCAGCCAAGCCCCAUCACCUGUUGCGAAGAUUGCCAACGACAUUCUCCAAGAAAGUUCACACAAGCUCUCGGCGGCUGUGGCCACGACGCCGAGUGGAGCCACAUUGUCGGCCCAGGUGCGGUCUCAGGGCGUUCGGGCGACUGCGACUACGAUCAUCGACUUAACCACGGCCGACAGGCGGGCGAUGACGAUGGCGGCCAUCGAUCUGACAAUCGAGGACGACGCAUCGGACUUGCAGAGCGUCACUAGUUCCCAGUGGAAGCGGAAACUGGAUGAGGUUUUGAUGGAUAGCGACAACGAGCCCGACGCCGCCCGGGGACAUCCUUUGAAGCUUUCGAAACUGUCGCACUAA
This is a messenger RNA of Pyricularia grisea, 3819 nucleotides long. RefSeq lists its product as uncharacterized. Gene Ontology annotation, molecular function: chromatin binding; methyltransferase activity. The record is from RefSeq and is a predicted model, not a curated record. NCBI's taxonomy places the organism in Eukaryota, Fungi, Ascomycota, Sordariomycetes, Magnaporthales, Pyriculariaceae. The transcript has 2 exons. Bases 1 to 3819 code for a protein of 1272 amino acids. Gene Ontology annotation, cellular component: nucleus.